Molecule: messenger RNA, 3867 nt
Organism: Morus notabilis
Lineage: Eukaryota; Viridiplantae; Streptophyta; Magnoliopsida; Rosales; Moraceae
Product: disease resistance protein RPM1
Exons: 5
Coding region: 688-3474 (928 amino acids)
Biological process (GO): defense response to other organism
Molecular function (GO): ADP binding
Source: RefSeq, a predicted model, not a curated record
UAUAUACUCGGGCUAUCAAUGCAGGGAUGACUUUACCCAUUCAUCCCUUUGUUAAGGAUUAUUGCCAUUACCAUGACAUCUCCCCUACUCAACUAGCGCCGAAUUUUUGGUACUGUUUUGCCGGCGCCUGGGUCUUGUAGAGUCAGUGGUUUGAUAUGGAUCUGUCGUUGGACGAGUUUAUGUACAUAUAUAAGUUAUGUCAUGUCGUCAAAUGCGAAGGGUAGUAUUUCUUGGGCGGAUACGGGCGAUCCAAACCCAAAUUGGGUAAAUUGAUACAGGGGAUACUCUUGUCGUCUCAUGGGUGGAAGCCCAUGUUUUUCAUGAUACGGGGGCCCUUUAACUUCCAUCCCAACGACCGCAUGCCCCACCGCCGGAAGGCGCAGACGUCGUUUGGGACCAUGACCAGCCGCGAUCGGCCAAAGCUUGCUGGGAGCAGACAGGCGAGGGUUGAGAAGGCUUUUUCGCUAUUGGAGAGCCCAAUCUCAGGGAAAUAGGGUUGAUUCUUACUCUCCCGGACCCCACAAAUCUGCCCGCCGUCCAGGAAUUUUUUCACCUGAACGCUGAAGGUGACAGCUAGAAGAAGCCCAUUGAGGAGAGGAAAAAGAAGGAAAAUGCUCUCUUCCAUUAUGCAAUGCCGCUUUUCCAGGUCGUCAUUGCUCGCCUCAUUGAUCAGAAGCUGAGAAAGAAAUGACAGAGACGUUCUUGAGUCCUCUCAUUAAAAAGUUGGUUGGCCUGCUGGCUGAAGAAAUAUAUUUGUUAAGAGGAGUCCGCAAAGAAGUCAAAAGUCUAAAAGAUGAAUUGGAGAUCAUCCAACCUUUCCUUAGAGAUGCAGAAGCGAAAUCAGAGAAGGGAGAAGUGAACAAUGCAGCGAAAGUAUGGUUGAAGCAAAUAAGAAAGCAAGCAUAUCACAUUAAAGAUGUGGUCGAUGAGUACCUUUAUCAUGUUGAACAACAUCGCCAUGAUGGUGGGUUUAUCGGCUCUUUACGCAAACGUGGUCACUACAUCAAAACUUUGAAACUGCGCUAUGACAUAGCUUCAGAUAUCAAAGAAAUUAAAGUGUCAUUGCGUGAAAUCAAGGACAGAGGUGUCGGCUAUGGUUUAAGACCUCUGGAACAAGGAUCAAGUAGCAGCACAACUAAUAAUGAAGCACGCGACCCUCGCCUCGGAUCCCUUUUCCUGGAGGAAGAUGAAAUUGUUUGUAUUGAUGGAGCAUCCAAGGAACUUAUAAGAAGGUUAACUGAAGGACCAUCCAUGCGCUCACUGACUUCGUUGGUAGGUCAAGGGGGAAUUGGUAAGACAACUCUUGCUAGGAAAGUCUACAACGAUGAAGUUGUGAAAGCUCACUUUGAUUGUCGUGCAUGGAUCACGGUAUCUCAGUCAUACGAUAUGCAGAAGCUUUUGAGGAUCCUAGCAAGGCAGAUAUGUACUGCAGGGGAGAGAAUUGAGGAAGAUUGUUCAGAGGAAGAGUUAAUUGGUCUAUUGAGGCAGCAUCUGCAAACAAAGAGGUACAUGAUUGUUUUUGAUGAUGUAUGGCAAAAAGAUUUUUGGAAAGAUAUGAAACAUGCUUUGCCAAAUAAAGAUAAAGGCAGUAGGACAAUUAUCACAACACGUAAUUUCACCGUGGCUAGUUUUUGUCGUGAAAACCCUUGUGAUCUUGUCCAUGAGGUUCAAACGUGGUCCUUCAAAAUGGCUUGGCAAUUAUUUUGCAAGAAGGCAUUUCGAAGUGAUGAGUUUGCAGGGCGUUGUCCCCAAGAGUUGGAGCAAUUGUCUCGUGAGAUUGUUAGCAAAUGCCUAGGCUUGCCACUUGUCAUUUCAACCAUAGCUGGUCUUUUGUCAACCAAAGAAAGAGUCGAUUCCGAAUGGAGAAAGGUGCUUAACAAUAUUAGUUCAGAGUAUGAAAGAACUGAUAUUACAAAAAUUCUCUCCCUAAGUUAUCUAGAUCUACCUUACCACCUCAAGACUUGCUUCUUAUAUUUUAGCAUCUUUGAUGAAGACCAUAAGAUUUCUGAAAGUGCGUUGUAUAAACUAUGGUCUGCUGAAGGUUUUGUUAAAGCAAGAAGAGACAAAACAUUAGAAGACGUAGCCGAAGAAUACUUAAAUGAGCUCAUCCAAAGAAACUUGGUUUUGUUUGAAGUAGAAUUUGGAGUUGAAAGAGUAUGUAAAGUCCAUGAUCUGAUGCAUGAUAUCAUCUUAACUAGAGCAGGUGAAUUGUGCUUUUCUCAAACUAUAAAAAAGAGUAACCUCAAUCUUGCAGAAAACAGUUACCGCCUCUCAAUUCACGAUACUACAGAAAAUGUCUUGGAAAGAGUUAUGGGUUCUAGCAUUCGGUCUGUUUUUCUGUUUGGCGUCAAGGAAUGUACAAGGUCGUUCAUGAUUAAUUUAGUUGAAAAUUUUAAACUUUUGGAAGUGUUAGAUUUUGAUAAGGCGCCUCUUGAUGAUCUCCCAAAAGAAGUGGGGAAGUUGUUCCACUUGAAAUACUUGUGUUUAUCAGGUACAAGAGUGAAAGUUCUUCCCAAAUCUAUUGGUAAGCUGCACAAUCUACAGACAUUGGAUGCUAGGAACACCUUAGUGACGGAGCUACCAAUCGAGAUUACUAAACUAAGGAAUUUGCGACACCUUCGCAUUUACUCAAUAGCUAAGAAUAGCCAUUCAGGUUUGAAUACAUAUUGCGGCGUGAGGAUAUGCAAAGGAAUUGGUAUGUUGGAGGAGUUGCAAACACUACACAAGGUGGAAGCAUACCCUGAUGGAGUUGGGUUUGUCAAAGAGCUGCAGAAGCUUAGGAAACUAAAACGUUUGGACAUUUUAAAGGUGACUGCAGAAAUGGGAGAGCCUUUGGGAGUUGUCCUUGAGAAAAUGAACCACCUUGAGAGGUUAAUUUUGACUUCAAUCAACGAGGAUGAAGUUAUAAAUUUAAAAUGCAUUUCAUCGCCUCCUCCUUUUUUGCGUUAUCUCCAAUUGAAUUGUCGACUAGAUCAAUUGCCAAAUUGGGUUUCGGAACUUCAUAAUCUACAAGGAUUGUCAUUAAGUUACUCAAGGUUUAUCGACGAUCCAAUGAAAUGCCUCCAAGCGUUGCCCAAUUUAUCAUACCUUCGCAUGACAUAUGAUGGAGAGGAAUUGCAUUUCCAGAAAGGUGGUUUUCAAAAACUCAAGCAACUUAAGUUUAACAAGUUGACAGGAUUAAAGGUGGUUAAAAUAGACGUAGGAGCACUGCCUCUUCUUGAAGAGUUUCACUUUGGGCGUUCUGCACUAAUGAAGGAGAUGCCUUCCGAUAUUCAACACCUUUCAAACCUCAAAUCUUUGGCAAUUCAUGACAUGCCAAGGGAAUUUGUGGUUUGUUUGCAACCAGAUGGAGGAAUUGAUUACUGGAAAAUUCAGCAUGUGCCUUCCGUCACCUUCCAUUAUUACAAUCGUGGAUACUACAGGCUUGGUAGCUCUGACUUGAUACAACAUCUGCAGCGGCAACAUCUGACUUGAUCAACAAUGUCGAGUUUCGAAGCUCAUCCUUCUCUUCCUGGAAUUGUGCGAAAGGAGCCUGAAACAUUGCUCAUGAACAAGGCAGGAGAUUUUUCUGUUCUGUUCAGUAAAUGUGUGGGGUUUCGAAAUUAAUUAUUUUCGGUUUGAUGUUGUCACGAAUAUGAACUCCUAUAUGUCUUUUAUUUUGGUAUGUAUUGCUAAUAAUGAGAGACAAGGCAGAGGAUUUCUCUUUACUCUUUAGUGAUCAAGUCAUUGAAUUUGGACAGUACAUUAUUCAUUUUCUUUUGUUGUUUAUAGUUAUUUUACUUUGUGAUGCAUAGUGCCAAUAAUUUGGAGUUGUUUUCCAAAUUAUAGGCUCAAUGUCGUCGUUUUCAUAUUAACAAAAAUUCUAUU